Molecule: messenger RNA, 1257 nt
Organism: Cherax quadricarinatus
Lineage: Eukaryota; Metazoa; Arthropoda; Malacostraca; Decapoda; Parastacidae
Source: RefSeq, a predicted model, not a curated record
CUCCCUCAAGGUAGUACCUCGCUGGUGUCCCUCUGAGCCUCUCCCUCAAGGUAGCACCCGUUGGUGUCCCUCUGAGCCUCUCCCUCAAGGUUAGUGACAUUACUGAUCCAGUGAGACAAGAUGGAGGGCAUGGUAUGUGCAGUGUGCUCAAUGAUGUACAAGAGAGGGAGUCAUGAGCCACUGAUCUUGCCCUGUGGCUAUAGCUUUUGUCGCAGCUGUGUAGUGAAUUUUAUCGCUACUGGUGAAUUACUCUGUCUGUCUUGCAAGAAAUUCCACAGAAAUGUUAAUGUUGAGAGACUGUUGAUCAACUAUUCAUUGCUGAGUUUCAUGUCAUCCUUCAAGGAAAUUAUGUAUGAUUUGUGCGGUAAGCAUGGUGAUGAGCUGAGGUACUGGUGUGUUCAGUGUCGAGUGGAGCUCUGCGGUGUCUGCCUCUACUCUGAACAUCCAAAUAACCAUCCGGUGCAGUUGGCCAUGACUUAUGUCAAAGAGAAGAAAUCAGAACUGAAAGAUUACAUCAAAUCAAGAAUAGAUAAAAUAGGGGAUGAGAAAGCGGAAAUCAAGAGCAAGUUUUACAACAGUUGCCAGAAGAUGAGGAUGCAGUGCCUGAGAGGUACUCAGCUUUAUGAUCUUGAGAGAAAUACCAAGGGUCUUUUAACAGAAAUUGAAAAGAUUUCCAAGGUCAGGUGUAUGCUGGUUUUUGAAGAAAAAGUAAAGAUUAUUGAUACAGAAUCAGAAUUUAAAUAUUUGUCUGUGUUGUCUGGAAGUGACUCAAAAGUUGAGGUCAACAAAGAACAUGCAGGUUCAAACGGAGUAGAAGUUGGAGGAGGACCAGGAGCUGUAGAAGCAGGAGCAGCCACAGCUGUAGAAGCAGGAACAACCUUAGCUGUAGAAGCAGGAGCAUCCUUAGCAGUAAUGACAUUAAGAGUGGUAGCAGCAACAAAAAAUAAUGCUGACAUAGCCAUUUCCCAGCAGCUACAGCCACAGAGGGGACGAAGAGUGAUGAUGGUUACUCGUUCCAGCAAGCGUAUGUGCAAGAGUCAGAGCGUGUGUAGUGGCAGAUGCAACAGCAGCAGCAGCACAAAGGAAGGCUUGUGCAGCUGUGUUUCAGCUGUAACAUCAACCUUACCCCAGCAUGGCACCCAUCAGACUGUCGAGUGUCACCAUGCCCAACUGGACUAUCGGGAUGGUAAACUUUUGCUGCACUCACUCGCUAAGAGUGUUGGCAAUCACCUCUUCUUAAAGUUAGUCAGUCAAUAG